Molecule: messenger RNA, 2563 nt
Organism: Sesamum indicum (sesame)
Lineage: Eukaryota; Viridiplantae; Streptophyta; Magnoliopsida; Lamiales; Pedaliaceae
Product: putative beta-D-xylosidase 7
Biological process (GO): xylan catabolic process; arabinan catabolic process
Cellular component (GO): plant-type cell wall
Molecular function (GO): xylan 1,4-beta-xylosidase activity; alpha-L-arabinofuranosidase activity
Source: RefSeq, a predicted model, not a curated record
GCCCUUAAAAAGACACUGCACUUUAAUUUCCUCAACACUUAAGUUCCACUUCUCCCCCACAAACAAUCAUCAAUCAAGAAAUGAGAGGUUUCACCCACACCACACCUCUCAUCACUGCACUCAUCACAUACUCCCUCACACUUGUAAUCAUCAAGGCUGCUCAAUCCACUCAUGAUCACCACCCCCUCCCACCAUUCUCCUGUGCCUCCACAAAUCCAUCAACCAGCUCAUACCCAUUCUGCGACGUCCACCUGUCGGUCCACGACCGGGCCCGCGACCUCGUCUCGCGUCUAACGUUGGACGAGAAAAUAUCUCAGCUCAUCAACAAGGCGUCCGCCAUCCCACGGCUUGGCAUCCCCUACUACCAGUGGUGGUCGGAGGCUCUGCAUGGGGUGGCCGUCGCCAUCGGCGUUGAGAACGGCGUGUCGUUCAAUGGGACGAUCCGGGCUGCCACUAGUUUCCCUCAAGUUAUACUCACUGCUGCUGCCUUCGACGCCGAUCUUUGGUACCAAAUAGCAAAGGUGAUCGGGACAGAGGCUAGAGCAAUAUACAAUGAAGGUGAGGCAAUAGGCAUGACAUUCUGGUCACCAAACAUCAACAUUUUCAGGGAUCCCAGGUGGGGGAGGGGCCAAGAAACCCCCGGAGAAGACCCGUUGCUUACCGGGAAAUACGCAGUUUCGUUUGUCCGAGGGAUUCAAGGCGACAGCUUUGAAGGCGGCAGCCUUAAAGACGGCCGCCUUCAAGUCUCCGCUUGCUGCAAGCAUUUCACUGCCUAUGAUCUGGACAAUUGGAAAGGAGUUGAUCGUUUUACGUUCGACGCUCAUGUCACGAAGCAGGACAUGGCGGAUACGUUUCAGCCGCCAUUCAAAAGCUGUGUGGAGGAAGGGCGAGCAAGCGGGAUAAUGUGCGCUUAUAACCUCGUCAAUGGAGUGCCUAACUGCGCUGAUUAUAAUCUGUUAACGAAAACGGCUCGUGGAGAGUGGGGAUUCCAGGGGUACAUAACGUCGGAUUGUGAUGCUGUCUCGCUCAUUUACGAGAAGCAAAAGUAUGCAAAAUCGCACGAAGAUGCAGUUGCGGAUGUGCUCAAAGCUGGCAUGGAUGUAAACUGCGGCUUGUAUUUGGCAAAUCACACGAAAUCGGCUGUCGAACAGGGGAAGGUGUCGGAAUCUGAUAUAGACAGAGCCCUUUACAACCUGUUUUCUGUUAGGAUGAGGCUAGGCCUAUUCAAUGGCAGUCCAAGCGAACAGUCUUACGGCAACCUUGGACGUAAUGACAUUUGCACUCCCGAGCACCAGGACUUGGCUCUGGAAGCUGCCCGCGGUGGCAUUGUCCUUCUGAAGAACUCUGCAAAACUCCUUCCUCUUUCCAAGUCGAAAACGAAGUCGCUUGCAGUAAUAGGUCCCAAUGCUAACGUAGCCAAAACGCUUCUUGGCAACUAUGCCGGUCCCCCUUGCAAAACCAUUACUCCACUAGAAGGCCUAAUGAGCUAUGUCAAGAAAACCAAGUUCCAUCCCGGCUGUGAAGACGUGAACUGCACGUCGGCUGCAACAAGCCAGGCUGUCAAGCUUGCAAAGUCAGCAGAUUACGUCAUUCUUGUAAUGGGACUCAAUCAAGAACGGGAGAGCGAAGAGCUUGAUCGUGAGGACUUGGUUCUCCCGGGGCAGCAACAAAGUCUGAUCACGAGCAUCGCCAAGGCUGCUAAAAAGCCGGUUGUAUUGGUAAUGCUUUGUGGAGGGCCUGUCGAUAUUUCGUUCGCGAAAAACGAUCCCAAGAUUGGAGGCAUCUUGUGGGCUGGAUAUCCAGGUGAAGCAGGGGGCAAAGCAAUAGCAGAGAUCAUAUUUGGCGACCACAAUCCAGGAGGAAGACUGCCGCUUACUUGGUACCCAAAAGACUUCAUCAACAUACCGAUGACCGACAUGAGAAUGAGGUCUGAUCCUUCGUCGGGCUAUCCAGGGCGAACCUACCGAUUUUACCAAGGCGAGAAAGUCUUUGAGUUUGGCUACGGUCUUAGCUACACAAACUACUCUUACAAGUUUGUUUCCGUGAGCCAAAGCAAGCUCGACUUCAAGACAUUAUCGACCACCGACAGGCCUGAACACUCGGGCUACAUUUCAGUUGCAGAUAUCGGUUCAGAAUCAUGUGAGAAGGCAAAGGUUUCUGCCGUUGUUAAAGUCGAGAAUGAAGGGAAGAUGGCAGGCAAGCAUCCGGUGCUGCUAUUCCUGAGACGUGAUCAUAAGGGUGGCAAUGCAAGUCCAGUGAAACAGUUGGUGGGAUUUCAAAAGGUGAGCUUGAAUGCAAAACAGAAGGGCAGUGUUGAGUUUGAAGUGAGUCCAUGUGAGCACUUCAGUAGAGCAAGUAAGGAUGGAACUCUGGUUAUUGAAUCAGGGGAUCAGUACUUGGUUGUGGGAGAUCAAGAGUAUCCUAUAAGCAUCAAUGUUUGACAAAAGAUGGUCAAUUCUUCUCAUGUUGUUUUUGAAUGGAAGGAUUUGAAAUUAAGUAGUUCAAAUCCCUAAUAAUAAUCAUUUGAGUUGGUUCUGAAUCAUACUAAGAAAAAUUUCAAAUC